This is a messenger RNA of Microthlaspi erraticum, 1023 nucleotides long. The record is from the annotation of a GenBank genome assembly. Lineage: Eukaryota; Viridiplantae; Streptophyta; Magnoliopsida; Brassicales; Brassicaceae.
AUGGUUGAGAUUAGGAAGCAACAACAACAGUCUUUGAGUGAUGUGAAGAAAUCAAAGAGAAGCAUCAACAUCUCUGCUUUACCAACACAACCUCUGAGGAAAGUCCGGAUCAUUGUCAACGAUCCUUACGCUACUGAUGACUCCUCCAGCGACGAGGACGAAGCGAUGAUCAAGCCACGUAGAGUCAAACGCAUUGUCCGUGAGAUCAACUUCCCGUCCGUGGAACCGUCUGUUGUGUCUCGUGUGGAGCCAUCUCCGAGCUCUUCUCAGGACAGUACCAAAACCAGCAAGAAAGCUGUUGCAGCUGUUGCGACAGGAACUGGAGCUGCUCUUCGGUCUAAGAAGCCUGUUGGAGUUAGGCAGAGGAAAUGGGGGAAAUGGGCUGCUGAGAUUAGAAAUCCACUCACUAAAGUGAGGACAUGGUUGGGUACUUUUGACACUGAAGAAGAAGCUCAUCAAGCUUACAAAGACAAGAAGAAAGAGUAUGAUGCUCUUGUCUCUCCUCCAACAACAACAAGAACUAGUUCUGUCUCUGUCUCUGUCUCUGAGAAACCUGUCUCUGUCUCUUCGUCUGAGACUAGUCAAUGCUCUCGCUCUUCUCCUCUUGAGCAAGACACUUCAGCGUCUAAAGAAGAGAUCAAGAUCACUACUACUACAACAACAACAACUGUUGUUACUACUACGGAGUGUGUUGUGGAAUCGAGCAAGGAUGUGUUGUUUGAUUUCGACUUCUCUGAUCUACAGAUUCCUGAUCUUAGCUUCUUCUCUGAUGGACCAAUUGCUGAUGGAGGAACAGGUGGUGAUGCUCUUAACUUUGACUGUUUCUUGUCUGAUGAUCGUCUUGAUGACUUCGGCUUGCUUGAUGAUAUCAAUGGGUUUGAAGACAGUGGUCCUAGCGAGCUUCCGGAUUUCGACUUUGCAGACAUUGAUGAUCUUGAGCUAGCUGAUUCGAAUUUCUCCUUCUUGGAUCAGAUUGCGCCUCUCAACAUCCCUUCUUGCCCCAUGAAAAGUUUUGCAGCUUAA